GCUUCUCUGUUGAAAUUGUCUUUAUCAAAAUGAGGUUUUCACUGUUAUUUGUGUUUGUUAUUGUCGUUGGAAUAUAUAGUUAUAAUUUUUCUGAGGCUAGAGAGCCUGUAUGUUCUAAAUUUGCAUAUGAAGAACAGCUUUUAGAGAAAAUGAUUAGGACUGAAAUUAAGGUAGAAACAAUGGUGAAUGAAAUUAAGAAAACUGAGGAUAAUAUCAUCAGUACAUUAGGUGACAUUAAACAAACAGUUGCUGAUUUUACGGACAUGUUUGCCGAUAUGAGAGGGAACAUAACGGACGAGAUGUUAAAGAGAGAAGAAGAGAUCAAAGGGAGAGAAGAAUCGUUCAAAACAUUAUUUGAGGAAACAAUAACAAACCUAACGAGUUUAGGCAACGAGGCUGAAAAAGAGAAACUUAUUCAGCUCCAAGGAAAACUCGAACAACCUCCAGUCGCAUUCUACGCACAUCACUUGAAAGACAUGCUUCUUGAUACUACGAAUGAGAUUCUCAUAUUCGAGAAGACAUUCACUAACGAGGAAACAGGUUACGACACGUCUACGGGAUUGUUCACAGCACCUGUUGGAGGACUGUACCAGUUUGUUGUUCAUACAUGUGCUUAUAAAGGAAAACAUUCCUAUCUUGGCUUGGUGUUGGAUGAUAACGUUAUAGCAGCAGAUAGCAACUUUGGUGAUGAUGCUUAUGGCUGUAACACUUUUGGUGCAAUAGUAAGGCUACAAAAAGGAGCAAAAGUUUGGGUCAAAUCCACAGCGCCCGGUUCUAACCGCCAGCUUUUUCAAAACUCAUAUAGGUUUAACACAUUUAGUGGACUGCUAGUGAAUAACUGAAUUAAAAAUCAACAAAUAAACAUCAUCCUUAAUGAACUUAUUUCACCUGAUGUAAAAACGUAAAUAUUUUAGUGUAAAGUAUUGCAAUU
Ruditapes philippinarum (Manila clam) is the source of this 931-nucleotide messenger RNA. RefSeq lists its product as uncharacterized. The record is from RefSeq and is a predicted model, not a curated record. Bases 30 to 842 code for a protein of 270 amino acids. NCBI's taxonomy places the organism in Eukaryota, Metazoa, Mollusca, Bivalvia, Venerida, Veneridae. Gene Ontology annotation, molecular function: protein binding. The transcript is spliced from 3 exons.